CAUCAUCUUCCAUGUCUGACACAUACGAAGAAGAACUCAAAUCCAAAGAAAAUGGCAGCUGCUUCUCUUCCACCCAAAUCAAUUUUCCCUCUUUCGAGAAACCCAUCAUCAAUCCCUCCAACCCAUUUCUCCAAACGUUCAUUCUCUAAUCUCCCCUUACAAGACCAAUCUCUCUCCACCACCAAAAGAUCUCCAUCCCAAUUCCGCCUCAAUUCCACCAAGAAAAACCCAUGGCUCGACCCUUUCGACGACGGGGAAGACACAAAUAUGGAAUACGGCGAAUAUUACUCCGACGGAAAGCAAGAAGAAAACCCUAGACCACCCGAUGACCCAAAUAGCACACGUGGGUUCCUUAAAUUCCCCAAGGGUUACAGCGUCGAGGUCGCCUCUGUGGGUCUUAAGGUAAGGGGAGAUGUCCGGCGAUGCUGCUGCGUUAUUUCCGGUGGUGUUUACGAGAAUCUGCUGUUUUUUCCGGUGAUUCAGCUUAUCAAGGAUAGAUAUCCUGGAGUUCAGGUAGAUAUUAUUGCUUCGGAUAGAGGUAAGCAAACGUAUGAACUUAAUAAGAAUGUCAGAUGGGCUGAUGUUUAUGACCCAGAUCUGGAUUUCCCUGCUCCUGAAGAUUAUACUGACAUGAUUGGAAUUUUGAAGGGUAGAUACUAUGAUAUGAUCCUGUCUACAAAACUGGCCGGACUUGGCCAUGCAGCGUUCUUAUACAUGUCAACUGCUCGUGAUAGAGUUAGCUACAUUUACCCUAAUGUAAACUCUGCCGGAGCUGGAUUACUUCUGUCUCAAACAUUUACCUCAAAUAGCAUGAACCUGUCUGAAGCAGGAUAUAACAUGUAUCAAGAAAUGGCUGAUUGGUUGGGGAGACCAUUUAGAAGUGUUCCUAGACAGCCUGUUCUUCCUUUGCAAGUUUCCAUUUCUAGGAAGGUGAAGGAUGCGGUUGAAGCUAAGUAUAGAGAUGCGGGAGCAGAGAAGGGAAAGUUUGUUGUUCUUCAUGGAUUACAAUCCGAUUCGAAGGCAUCUAUGCAGUCUAGAGGAGAUAAAGAUAGCUUAUUGUCUAUUGAAGUAUGGGCUGAAAUUGCAUAUUCAAUUAGUAGGGAAUUUACUCCGGUUUUUGUGAUCCCACACGAGAAAGAAAGGGAAAACGUGGAAGAUGUUGUAGGAGACGACGCUAGCAUUGUCUUUGUUACUACUCCCGGCCAGCUUGCUGCUUUAGUUAACGACUCGAUUGGGGUGAUUGCUACUAAUACAGCCGCUAUUCAAUUUGCAUUUGCGCGUGGCAAGCCCUGGUCGGUUUCUUGAAUUGUUUUUUGGGCAAAUGACUUUUUUUUUUAAAUGACAUCAUGAUGGUUUGUUUUUGUUCAGUAUUGGGUUGUUUGGUUCAAAAGAGAAAGGGGAGUUAUUUGUGCCAAAUGCAGAGGAACGAAAAUGUACAGUUAUUGCUUCGAAGACAGGCAAGUUGGCAGAUAUCGAUGUUAAAACUGUGAAAAGAGCAGCCCAAAUGUUCAAAAGGUCUCUGGCUUUGGCAUGAAGGAUUGGACGAUUAAAUGGAUGGGAAAUCGACUUCAUUUUGUCGAGUAUGUUUCAGUUGUACAGUUGAGUGUAAGUAAGAGCAACUCCACAAUCAAUCAAUUGUCUUUCUAAUUUAGAAGAAAUGUGUCAGAUUAAGAGGUAAUAUUGUUUACAAACCAUAUAUGUUAUAUAUGUUAGUUGAAUUGGAAAAUCAAGAUUCAUGUUUGUUUUUAUUAGUAAUUGCUUUUAAUAAAGUCACAACUAAAGUAG
This is a messenger RNA of Impatiens glandulifera, 1785 nucleotides long. RefSeq names its product photosynthetic NDH subunit of subcomplex B 1, chloroplastic. Gene Ontology annotation, biological process: photosynthetic electron transport in photosystem I. Gene Ontology annotation, cellular component: chloroplast; NAD(P)H dehydrogenase complex (plastoquinone). Lineage: Eukaryota; Viridiplantae; Streptophyta; Magnoliopsida; Ericales; Balsaminaceae. The coding region runs from base 52 to 1305 and encodes 417 amino acids. The transcript has 5 exons. The record is from RefSeq and is a predicted model, not a curated record.